AUGUCAGACACGUCGCUGGAUGUGCCCGUAAGCCGCAACAAGCUGGACCGGAACCGCUUCUCCAUCACCGGCGCGGCGAAUCUAUCUCUUGACGAUGUCGAAGCUGUCCAUGUUCAGCUUCGGGGACUCGCAAUCGAGGUUGAUACAUCUCCGUCAUGGUUCGACCCCUCGACGUAUCCCGAAUUGUUCUCCUCGGGGUUCAAAUCGGUGCCUCGCAUCAAGACUCUCCUGCACUCAGCUGAUGCAGAUCUGAAGCCCGGAACUCUGACGGCCAUCAUCGGAGGUAGCGGGUCGGGCAAGACGACGCUGCUCAAUAACCUCGCCGAGAGGGUUGUCAGCUCGAGGCUGAGCCAACGAGGCCUGGCAACGUUCAACGGAAAAGUUGGCGUCAACAGUGUUCGACAUGCCUAUGUGAUGCAGCAGGACAUUCUGCUCCCGACUCUUACUGUCCGGGAAACAUUAAGAUACUCGGCUGAUCUUCGACUGCCGCCGUCCACCAGUGCCGAGGAUCGUGAAAGAAUUGUCGAGGAAGUCAUCCUCGAGCUGGGCCUCAAGGAAUGCGCAAACACCCGCAUAGGAAACAGCCAACACCGAGGUUGCUCAGGAGGCGAGAAGAGACGCGUGAGCAUCGGUGUCCAGCUCUUGGCGAAUCCAUCUGUCCUGUUUCUCGACGAGCCCACCACUGGCUUGGACGCGACAAGUGCAUAUCAACUUGUGCGGACUCUGAAAGCGUUGGCGCAAAAGGGCAGAACGGUCAUUACCACGAUUCACCAGCCUCGAUCUGAAAUAUGGGAUCUCUUUGACAACCUCAUCGUCCUAUCCAGGGGUAGCCCCGUCUUCUCAGGCCCCGUCUCGGACUGUCUGCCAUGGUUCCAACAUCUCGGUCAUCCACUGCCCCCGUUUGUCAACCCAGCAGAAUUCGUCAUCGAUGUUGCUGCCGUAGACAAUCGCACCCCUGAGCUAGAGGCAGAAACUUCUGCUCGCCUAGAAAGCCUCAAAGCAGCAUGGAAGGUGGAGAGCGAAAGCCGAUUCCCGCCUCUGGAGGGCACUGCCGAGGUGACGACGCGGAAUAAGCACCCACAGGCGGCAACACAUGCGGGCUUCUUUCGCCAGGUGCGAAUCCUCACGGAUCGAACACUCAAAGUCACUUAUCGAGAUCCCCUCGGCAUGACCGCGUCCCUUUUGGAGGCCGUCGUCAUGGGAGUUGUGAUAGGUUAUCUCUUCUUCAACCUCGGCCGUGACCAAGCUGGCAUUCGGUCCCGCGAGGGUCUCCUCUAUACCGCAACAGGACUACAGGGCUACUUGAUCCUCAUGUUCGAAACAUAUCGAUUGACUAUUGAUAUGCCGACAUUUGAUCGCGAGUCUUCGGAGCAUUGCGUCGACGCUGCGCCCUACAUAUUGUCACGGCGAUUGGCCCGCCUCAUCACGGAGGACUUCCCGGUCCCUUUCUUAUUCUCUCUCAUCAUAUACUUCAUGGCCGGAUUCGAUCACGAUGCCGCCAAAUUCUUCACCUUCUUCAGCAUUGGCUUCGUCAACCACUUUGCCUGUAUCAUGUGUGCAUUCACAUGCGUGGUGGCGGUGCGGCACUUUCCCGGGGCAAGUCUGAUUGCCAACUUUGCUUUCACGCUGCAGAGUAUUGCGUGUGGUAUUUUCAUCCAAGUUGACACAAUCCCGGUGUAUGUGCGAUGGUUGAAAUGGGUGACUUGGUCGUUCUACACCUUUGGAGCGUAUUGUGGAAACGAAUUCCAAGGCAGUUUCUAUGACUGCCCCGAGCCAGGGGGUCCAUCUAAUCCCGCCUGCCUCCAGUACACCGGAGACUACAUCAUGUCGUCACUCGGAUUCCCCAAGAACUGGGUGGCUCGCCCAAUCGUCUGCCUCGCGUCGUUUGUAAUCUUCUUCUUCGUUUUGUCGGCUGUUGGGCUGCGGUAUAUCAAGAUUGAAAUGACCAUUGCACGGGCGCGAGUUUCAGACACGGAUUUGUCCGCCGGAAAGGAGAAGAUGACUGCUCGGUCGAUUGCAGAGGUUCGCACCAUCGAUGUUGAGCUGGAGAACUUCUCUUUGGAUCUUGACAAAAGGAAGGUCAAUGGCAAGAAGCUGCCUCGGAAGACCAUUGUCCAGCCUAUCAAUGUCAACUUCCAAGCCGGCACGUUGAACAUCAUCAUGGGCCCGUCAGGCAGCGGGAAGACGUCCCUUCUCAACUCGAUGGCACUUCGGCUUCGCAACUCUGUUGGCACCCACUACCGUCCAUCUGGCAAGAUGUCUUUUAACGGGGCCGUUCCGUCCGCCUCAGUUGUCCGAUCAGUCUGUUCCUAUGUCUGUCAGGACGACGACGCUCUGUUGCCUUCGUUGACGGUUCGAGAGACUUUGCAAUUUUCUGCCGCUCUGCGACUGCCCUCUUUCAUGAGCAAGGAAGAAAAGUCUCGUCGCGCAGAGGAGAUCCUCAUGAAGAUGGGACUGAAAGAUUGCGCAGAUAAUUUGAUCGGCAAUGACCUGGUGAAGGGCAUCUCGGGAGGAGAGAAGCGGCGAGUUUCCAUUGCUGUGCAGGUCCUCACCGAUCCUCGCAUCCUUCUCCUGGACGAGCCAACGUCUGGAUUGGAUGCCUUCACCGCGAGUUCCAUCAUGGAAGUGCUUCAAGGCCUCGCAAAUGAAGGCAGGACGCUUAUCCUGACAAUUCACCAACCUCGAUCGGACUUGUUCAAACACUUCGGCAACGUAUUGCUCCUUGCCCGUGGCGGUGCUCCCGCAUAUGCCGGCCCCGCCAAGGAGAUGCUCAACUAUUUCAAUAAACAGGGGUAUCAAUGUCCACAGCACUCGAAUCCCGCGGACUUUGCUCUAGACAUGAUUACCGUCGACCUGCAGCGAGACGACAGAGAGGCAGAGAGCAGAGAGAGAGUUGAGAAACUCAUAGAGGAAUGGAGAAGAUAUUCUUCAAGAGGAGACGCGAAGAUGUGGAAGAGCGAGGAUGUAUCGAGGCUACCAGGGAUCAACGAAACCGACGAAUUGGACGAAAAGAAGGCAUCCAGUGAAGAAGUGAACGAUGUUGCAGGCGACAAGGACGAGACCUUGCCAAAGAUUCAGCCUGCUGCCUCCCGCAGAUCCUUCAACAAGGCCAACCUUUCAACGCCGGCAGAACUCGGUGCGCUUGUCCACAGUCCAGCCUCCAUUGCCACCGCCGUGCCUCUGCUUCUGCAUCGCGCCAUCAUCAACACGCGCCGGCAGCCGCAGCUUAUCAUGGCUCGCACGAUGCAAGUCGUUGGAUUGGCCAUCAUCUUCGCCCUCUUCUUUGCGCCACUGCACCACGACUACUACUCGGUCCAGAACUGGAUGGGUUUUAUACAGGAAAUCGGCGCCUUCUAUUUUGUCGGUAUGCUGCAGAAUGUCGCAAUCUAUCCCACAGAGCGAGACGUCUUUUACCGGGAGGAUGACGACGGCGUGUAUGGCGUUGAUGCGUUUUUGCUCUCGUACACAAUCCUCGAGGUGCCCUUUGAGAUCCUCAGCUGUCUGCUCUUCGGCAUCUUGAUGUGCAUCGCAGUCGGUCUUCCCAGGACGGCGACGAUGUAUUUCGUCUCCGUCUUUGGGUGCUUCGGCAUCGUCUCGUGUGGCGAGAGCCUGGGUAUCAUGUUCAACACCCUCGUCAAUCACACCGGUUUCGCCGUCAACAUCAUGGGCAUGUUUCUCUCGAUUGCCACCGCCAUGGCGGGUAUCUUGUCCAUAGAUGCCCCCAAGGCCUUCCAGGCGCUCAACUAUCUCUCGCCGAUUCGGUAUGCGACGCGAUCAAUUGCCCCUUAUGCCUUGCGGAACGAGCAUUUCUACUGCAAGCCGGGGCAGCAGCUUGCCAACGGCACCUGUCCAAUCGAGACAGGCAAGCAGGUUCUGCAGCUGUAUGACUUUGACGACGAUCCGGUGGUGAACGUGGCAGCUUUGGCAGGGUGCUUGGUCGUAUACCGGCUGCUGGCCUGGCUCCUGUUGAGGCUGGCGAGGGCAAGAUGGGGCGGGCAUAAGAAGUAG
This is a messenger RNA of Trichoderma citrinoviride, 4008 nucleotides long. RefSeq names its product P-loop containing nucleoside triphosphate hydrolase protein. Gene Ontology annotation, cellular component: membrane. The record is from RefSeq and is a predicted model, not a curated record. Gene Ontology annotation, molecular function: ATP binding; ABC-type transporter activity; ATP hydrolysis activity. The transcript is spliced from 3 exons. Lineage: Eukaryota; Fungi; Ascomycota; Sordariomycetes; Hypocreales; Hypocreaceae. The coding region runs from base 1 to 4008 and encodes 1335 amino acids.